AUGGACGGUGAAGUGGCAGUGUCCUCUUCCCCCGGCGUCGUCUCGCCCUCCUCUCCUCAGGCCACAACCAGUAAGGCCGGUCUCCCGGCAAAACCCCGAGACGGCAGGAAACCCGCACCCGCCACUCCCGCCUUUCUCUGCGACCUGGGGAGGGCCACGCUGCGGGGCAUCCGCAAGUGUCCCCAGUGCGGCGUCUACAACGGCACCCGGGGCCUCAGCUGCAAGAACAAGGCCUGCGGGGUGUCCCUCCGGAGCGCGCCCUCGGCCGCUCGGAGCAGCAAGAGAUGCGGCGUGGAGGUGGUGAGGCUGGUCACGGACAGCGAGGACGCGGGAGGCAAAGAUCAGGAGGGCGUGGGGCUCCUGGGCGCCGGCCCCGGCGGGGGGGCCCAGGUGUUCUCCGUGUGCCACCGGGGCAGGGGAGCCACGGCCACUCAGUGGGGCUUCGUGGAGCUGGUUCCCACGGAUACCGCCAUAGCGACCGGGGACGGGGCCACCCUCCUGACCCGCAUCAACCUGGGCCGCUGCUUUUUGCCGUCCUGCCGGCAGGGUCAGAGGUCAAAUCAGCGCGAGGCAGAAUCGGCGGCGGCGGCAUCGGCGUCCAAGCCGUCCUCCGACAGCCUGUGCGUCCACAUCAAGCAGGCCAUCGAGUGCCAGGGCCGCGCCACGCCCCUGACCCUCAAGAACUCGGCCCUGGACGGCCUGCGGGCCUCCGUCCAGGCCAGGGAGGAGCUGUGGAGGCUGGCCACGGAGUCGCCGGGGCCCCUGGUGCAGCGCGUGUCCAAAGACACGCUGGUGGUCAAGUGCCACGCCGACUCCCAGCACCCCCUGGGCCUCCUGCACCUCAGCGUGGGCGCGGCGGGGCAGGCGGAGGCCCCGAAGGGCGAGAAGGGCGUCUUCCACUGCGCAUGCCAGGCCGGCGGCAGGAGGAAUAAGCCGGCGGGGGAAGGAGUGGGCAGCCCGCAGCCGCCCCCGUGCCCGGGAGCACAGCCCUGCCUUCACUUCCACGCCUGUGUGUGCGCCUUCGCCAGCAACGAGAAGCUGGCGUCGGAGUUCGCGGCCUUCAUCGACUACCCCUCCGGCGGUUUGCCACAGAGUGCGUCCAGCAGAACAAAUCCCGGCGAGAAACUUCUGGAGGCCGAACGUGUCGACUCCCGUCCCAAAAGCAAAAAGCUUUGCCUGGAUAACUCAGUCUCAGGGAGCGCCCCCGUGGUGGACGAGCGCUCGGUCAGCAUGAGCUUCCUCCAGUGGCUGGCCGGCGUGACGGAGAGGAUCCACCAGACUAUGCACUUCCAGUGUGACGGGAAGCCACAGCCUCUGGUCUACCACAUCCCCCUGGAGUUUUUCAACGCUCUGCAGCAGCGCAUGUCCCUGGGGUCCAAGAAGAGGAGACUGCCUAAUACAACAACAGUUGUGAGGAAUGACGGACUUCCUCUGGGCUCCUUUUCCAAGUACACCUGGCACAUCACCAGCCUGCUGCAGGUCAAACGCAUCUUCGACACUCCCGAGCUGCCUCUGGAAGUCACUCAGAGUUUUGUAAAGAACGGGGACGGCUCUUACGCCCGUUUUCGCUGCCCAGAGCCCCCGCCGGAGCCGGGACUGCCCGAGGCCUUCAGGACGGACCGGGCUCAGGCCAUACGGCCCAUGGAGCUGCGCACCUUCCUCAAAGUCGGACCAGGCGUGGCCGACCAGAAGGAGGCCGGCCCCUUCGUGAUCGAGUGGAUCCCGGACGUCCUGCCCCGCUGCCGGAUGGGAGAGCUCCGGAUCGCCUUCGAGUUCGGCCACCAGCAGAGCGGCCAGCCGGAGCUCCUGGAGAAGACCGGCCCGGCAGAGAAAGGAGGCCGCAGCAAGCCGGACUGCGGCCAAGCCCGAGUCGCCAACACCGCUGAGAUCCUCCAAGUAGUGGUUCAGUAGCCUUUAUUAAUGGGCAAAUUCUAUUUAUGAAUGGGAACUUCCGGAGGAGUUAAUGGACCCAUGCUUGACUCAAAUGGGUUCACUUUAAGCUUUUUAUACAUAAAUUUUAAAGGUCAGCGGAAGCUAUUCUGUCCCACUGGAGACGGGGGCUCCCAAACUCACCGUGGGCUACUUCCACUUUUCGCUGACCAAUCACAGCCAGCUGAGCCUUUUGGGAAGAGGGCCUUAAAGAGACAGGAGCUGAAACAGCAUUUUACAGACUAUCUGUAAACGGGUGCAAACGAGUUGGCCACAGUCAGGAUUUUAUCCUCAAUAUUUUCAUACAGAAAACAUGACGAAAAUCAUUUGAAAGCAUUAAGAUCGUUUUUCAGUUCAACCCUUUAACAGCUUUUUUUUCACUUCUUAUUCCGGGUCACAGGAUAAACUAUAGGAAGUGCCCUUUCCUAAACUAUCUAUAAAUUAGUAUUAGGAAUGUGAUGCCUAAAUGAAGCAUGAGGAAAAAGCAUUGAUCUGGUCAUUAUUUCUCCAAAGAAAUUAAAACAGUCAACAAUUUCCCUGUCCUGUUUUUCUAAGUGGAGAUGCAGAUGGGUUACAGUUAAAGAACCGUUUUGCAUUGAGAUUUAAACAAAGCUCCCAGCUCACGCUUGAAACAAAAUGUCUGCUCAUGAGAUAUUUAAAACCCGAAUAACAUUUACGGCUUAAGCUAAUAAGCAGCAGUGAGGCCAGCCGGAACUUAUCAGGGUGGAUUUUUCCUUUUCGCCUCAAACUUUUUGUUUUUGUCUAAUUCUAGAGUUUAUAUGUAGAGCUACUGAUUCCCUUUACAAACUCCAUCUUUCUUUCUUUUGUUAUCAAGGCUAACGUAAACCUUUAAAGACCCUCUUUGAGGAGUCUGUGGGGUCACCUCGCCUGUAAAGUGUCUUGACUUUCGUACCUCGUAUUUUCUCCUCUGUGCCCUUUUUCUGACAAGUUUGUCGUUUAUUUUCUAAGGAUUUUGAUUAAAUGUUGCAUUAGUGACAUUAGACUUAAUCAUGCUGCUUGUUUAAUGGCCUUGAAGUGUUUACAACCGCUGGCAAAAAGGAGGAAGUCACCCACUAGGGAGGACUUUUAUCCUCCUUAUUUGUGAAUCGGGGCAAGAAUUGAAUAAUGUUUGGCAUGCUUUAAUAAAAAAAAUGUCCAUCUGAUUUCAUAUUUUCUGCCCGAGAUUGUUUGUACUGACCUCUCAUGACCCUUAAUGUAAGCCAAAUGUGACUUAAUGGAAUCACUAUUGUGUACAGUGGCAGGUUUAAUUUAGGGCUUCAUCAGAAAGAAAGUGAUGUCUUCUCAGUUUUUGAACUGUCUCGUUUGGGUGUUAAAAUCCUAAAACAGAUGUAUUUGAAUUGCAGUUUGUGUGAGUAAAACACUGAGAAAAGCG
Messenger RNA from Menidia menidia (Atlantic silverside), 3322 nucleotides. The record is from the annotation of a GenBank genome assembly. NCBI's taxonomy places the organism in Eukaryota, Metazoa, Chordata, Actinopteri, Atheriniformes, Atherinopsidae.